Closterium sp. NIES-65 is the source of this 597-nucleotide messenger RNA. The record is from the annotation of a GenBank genome assembly. NCBI's taxonomy places the organism in Eukaryota, Viridiplantae, Streptophyta, Zygnematophyceae, Desmidiales, Closteriaceae.
AUGAUGCUCUGCCAUGGAGCAUGUGUGCUCAUGGCAGUGGUAGAGACGACUGCGGCUGCGGGUAGAAAAAACGGUCGUCGCGGCGCACUACCCACAGUACCAGAGCCUCCAGCUCCAGCACCUCCAGAGCCUCUAGCUCCAGCACCUCCAGCUCUAGUACCUCCAGCACCAGCAGCUCCAGUACCUCCAGCACCAGCAGCUCCAGCACCUCCAGCACCAGCAGCUUCGGCACCUCCAGCUCCAGCACCUAUAGCACCAGAAGCUCCAGCACCUCGAACACCUCCAGCUCUAGCAUCUCCAGCACUAGCAGCUCUAGUACCUGCAGCUCCAGUACCUCCAGCACCUCUAGCUCCAGCACCUCCAGCACCAGCAGCUCCAGCACCUCCAGCUCCAGCACCUCCAGCACCAGCAGCUCCAGCACCUCCAGCACCAGCAGCUCCAGCACGUGUAGCUCCAAUACCACCAGCACCUCCAGCUCCAGCACCUCCAGCAAUAGCAGCUCUAGCACCUCCAGCACCAGUACUCCAAGCGCCAUCACUAGAGCAGCCUCGCCAAACAACCCAGUCGCGAAGCUACUACCGUGAGAGGGUCUCCUGA